GGGUACAAUUUAAAUAUUUUUGAGGCAACAAAAGAUUCAGGAUGUUAGCGUUACAACUAAUUCUUGCGUUCAGUGUGGCUGUUGGCUAUGUUGAUAUGGGUUUACCACCAUCAGUACCACCACUGCAACCAUCUAUUCCACCAAUAGAUGAAGGAUGUCUGCCAAAUAUGGAUUGUGAAACAACUUACCAGAUGGCAGUUAUAAGUGGUGAUCCAUGUCAGGCGGCUAAAGCAUUCAAAACAUGCGCUGAAGCAUCCGAGAGUCUUUGUACUGGACCAAUACCAUCAUUAGUUUCAGCUUUUACAGAAGGAGCAGCUAAAGCUGUUGCAGAUAAUUGUAAUGAGGUUUUAGAAAACUUACCAUCAUGUGCUUCCAUCUGUGUACCAUAUGAAGAAAGGGCAAUUGGUGACUGGGCUGAUAAUAAACAAGAUGAAGGUUGUGAGCAAUAUCUGUUAUACAGAUCGUGUUUACAGAACUUUGAAGAUUCCCCUUCUGCCAACUGUAAAGUGACAAAUAUCCUGUCUAAAGCUCUCGUCACUCACAACCAGAAAUGUCCAAGAACAUGUCCUGAAUAUUAUGAUGAUUGUGAAACAAAUCUUCCAAAACUAGCUGCUGAUGGAAAAAAAUUAGAAGAAACAUGUUUACUGUGGUCUGCGUGUAAUGGGUAUGACUUUACAGUAUGUCAAAAGACUCUGACUGUUAGCUACGAUACUGAAUGUGCAAAUGUGACAUUACUUCCCAGUAUAGACAAAGAUAACAAUGGAGUGUCAAUAAUUACCAGUAGUAUGGGAAUGGUAAUUGGCACGAUUGGUGUACUGUUACUGUUGAUAAAAUAAUCCACACAGUUUGAUUUUGGACUAAUAUUGUUAAAGAGUAUGAAGCUUUAAUGCUGAAAAUUAAUGGUUUUAGUCUUAAUUAAUUAAAUACAUGUACAUUUAUAAUUGUUUGGCGGUAUUCGCCAAAUACAUUUUCUCUGUAGUGUAAACAUUUGAAGUAGCAUGACGCAUCCGUCGAACACCAGUAGCCUAAACCAAGCUGCUGGGGAAAAAAAUAAUUUCUAGCUUCGAAUGCCGCUUUCUGCUUUACUACCUUUGACACUUUACAUAUCAUCCUAUUUUUUUUUUAUUUAUUUAUUCUAAGAAAAAUUACAUUCAUGGCAUUUGGAGAAGAUAUAGUUUGGGAACCGAACAGAAAAGCAUAAAAGACAAUCGAAAUACAUAGAAAUAUGAAAUGAUCGAAGUCAUGAUAAAAUUGUACAUAUUUGAAAAAUAGUAUUUCAGUACAAGUUAUUUCCCUUGAAAUAAAAUUUCAUAAUAUCUGUU
Molecule: messenger RNA, 1322 nt
Organism: Lottia gigantea (owl limpet)
Lineage: Eukaryota; Metazoa; Mollusca; Gastropoda; Lottiidae
Exons: 10
Coding region: 42-836 (264 amino acids)
Source: RefSeq, a predicted model, not a curated record